AUGGCGAAACCGGGCCUUUUGUAUGUGACAAUGCAGCCCCGCGAUUCACUUCCCGCGGCUCAGUUCCACGACUGGUAUAAUAAUGAACACGGGCCAUUGCGCUUGCGCCUGCCCUUUGUCACCAAUGGCUUUCGCUAUCGCGCCACUGAUGGACUGGAACCCGAGUGGGUGGCUCUGUAUGAUGUUACGGACAUGAACGAGUUGACCCGGGAGUCUUAUCAGGCUCUUCGCGGCGAUCGCAUUAAAACUCCACGUGAAAAGGCUACUAUGGCCCAGAUUGCCGUCGAUCGCUGUGUAUACGAUCUCCUCGACGAUCAGAAUACAGCCAACUACAAACCUCUCGAAGAGCAACUAGAUCAUGAUGCUGACGGCUCCGUUCUGGUCGCUGUCUUUCUCAGUUUGCCCGCCGACUCUGCCAAGGAGGACGAUCUCAACCGCUGGUAUCGCGAAGAACAUAUCCCUAUGCUGAGUCGAGUACCAGGAUGGCGUCGUAGCCGCCGUUUUGUUACGGCUACCAUUGAUCCAAAUGCCCCUCGAGAAUUCCUUGCCCUUCAUGAAUACAGUCCAUCAAACGGACUUGGAGGCCCGGAGCACAAAGCUACCAUGGCCACCCCCUGGCAUGAUCGCCUUAUGAGCGAGGUGGUGAUACAGAAGAGACGCCGUGUCUACCAAUGGGCGUACACAUUUGGCCCCGCGCCACGCGAACUAUCGUCUCUCACCUCUCCGGAAGUUGCUGGGCCCUGGGCCUCCAACGAUGGCCGUACGCGCACGUUCCCCUCACCCUCGCGACCUGUCGUGGAAUCCUUUGUCACCACCCCUGAUGGCGUGGACCUCCCGUACCGCUUAGAAGGAAGUGCCGACCCGCACAGCCCGGUGAUCUCCUUCCGCAUUCUGCGAUACCUCACCCGUGGCCGUCUUCGCGAGUGCGGCGAGACCCCUAUUGAUAUUGACUUGCUGGCGUCGGAUAUUGUCGCGCUGUUGGACGCCCUGCGCAUUCCCACAGCCACUCUGAUUGGUGUUAGCCUUGGGGGUGUGACCGUACUGAACGCAGCAUUGCGGUAUCCCAAGCGUGUCCGCCGGUUCAUCGCUUGCGACACCAACAGCGCCUCUCCCGAGUCUAAUCGCAAGGCGUGGAACGACCGUGCGGCCCUGGCCGAGAGCGAGCGGGCCGUGUCCCCCACCACCCAGGAGCCCAUCAUCGGUGAGCAGCUGGCCGAAGCCACGACAAGAAGAUGGGUUGUGGAUGAGUCGUAUUCUACGCAGCCCGAAGUCGCUGCGCGGAUUAAGGAGAUUGUGUGCAAUAAUAGUUUGGACGGAUUCCGCAAGGCCAUGCAGGCACUUUGUGCCUAUGACGUGCGCAGCCUCAUGGCGGAGGCGCAGGUGCCAGGACUGUUCGUGGUGGGCGAGGGUGAUGGGGUGCUUCCCCAGACAAUGCAACAGAUGGUUAAGGAUCUCAAAGGAGACCCUGAAUUGAAGGUGAUCCCCAAGGCUGGCCAUUUACCGAUGGUGGAACAACCCGCAGUCUUUACAGAGGUGGUAAAUGACUUUCUGCAUUCAUAG
This is a messenger RNA of Aspergillus tanneri, 1560 nucleotides long. Its product is annotated as putative alpha/beta hydrolase. The record is from RefSeq and is a predicted model, not a curated record. NCBI's taxonomy places the organism in Eukaryota, Fungi, Ascomycota, Eurotiomycetes, Eurotiales, Aspergillaceae. The transcript is spliced from 2 exons. The coding region runs from base 1 to 1560 and encodes 519 amino acids.